UCUUUUAUCUCUCUCUCUUCCAUUUUUCAACGUGAUUUCUGUCACGUUGAGAUUCAUUUCCAUUCCCCAUCUUCAAAAAAAUCAUUGGAAUCAAACACCAAAAUUUUCUUCCUAGGGUUCAUUGAAUUUGGUUCAACGUUGGGUUUUUCACGUUAAUUUUCCACCUAUAAUAAUUUUAACAUUCUUCAAAUCUCUCCAAAAUCUUUUAUAGCAUAUACUUGCAUGUUCAUAUUCAUGUCGCACUCUUUCUUUCUGCAAUGAUCAAUUGCAUUGCACCAUCAAGCAUAUGAUUAAAGGGCACAAACACCUGAUAGGACGCGACCCUGAUAUAAACACCUGACAGGACACAGACACCUGAUAGGACACGACUCUAAUUGAGACACCUGACAGGACACAUACACCGGAUAGGAAACGACAUUGGGGCAAACACCUGACAGGACACAGACUCCUGAUAGGACACGACUCUUACACGGAUACUUAAUAAGAUAGACUUUGGCAUGGUCAUCCGUUACGACACAAACGAGGAAUGAUGCUUGGGAUAGGGGGUAAUUAGUGUUAGAUGGGAAACAACUGUGUUGGUUCGGGAACCUCGCAAUCAAGGGAUGUAUCAUCACCCUGUGCAAGUCCUUCUUGCUGGCCGCUUGGUGGAACGAAGAAAGAUACUUGUGAUGCACAUAAGACCAGUCCAACAAAAGCUAUAGAAGCUGCUCCAAACAAGGCACCACCGGUAGUGAAAAUUGAGAAUGAGGAUGUAAAGCCAUCACCGCAACAAAAGGCGCAAACGAAUGAAGGUGCUGUUGGUACACCUGCAAAACCAAAGAGACCUCAGAAUGUGAAGAGACUAGCAAGUGCAGGACUCAAAGCAGAUUCUGUUUUGCAGCGAAAAACGGUUAGUCUAAAAGAGUUUUAUAAUUUGGGACAAAAGCUUGGACAAGGGCAAUUCGGAACAACAUUUCUUUGUGUGGAGAAAGCAACUGGGAAAGAGUAUGCUUGUAAAUCCAUCUUGAAGAGGAAGUUGUUGACAGAGGAGGAUGUGGAAGAUGUGAGGAGAGAGAUUCAGAUUAUGCAUCACUUGGCUGGGAGUCCAAGCAUAGUUUCGAUUAAGGAAGCUUCCGAAGAUGCUGUUGCUGUUCAUGUUGUUAUGGAGUUGUGUUCAGGUGGUGAGCUUUUUGACAGGAUUGUGGAAAGAGGGCAUUAUACUGAGAGAAAAGCGGCUAAACUUGCACGGACUAUUGUUGGUGUUAUUGAGUCAUGUCAUUCUCUAGGAGUAAUGCAUCGUGAUCUUAAGCCGGAGAAUUUUCUUUUUGUUAAUCAGCAGGAAGAAUCUCCUCUUAAGGCAAUAGAUUUUGGACUAUCUGCAUUUUUUAAACCAGGUGACAUUUUCAAUGAUGUAGUAGGGAGUCCAUAUUAUGUUGCACCUGAAGUCUUACGCAAGCGAUAUGGCCCUGAAGCAGAUGUUUGGAGUGCUGGUGUCAUCUUGUACAUUCUCUUAUGUGGGGUGCCUCCAUUUUGGGGUGAAUCGGAGCAGGAGAUAUUUGAGGCCAUUUUGCAUAGUGAUCUUGAUUUCACAUCAGAUCCAUGGCCUGGUAUAUCUGAAAGUGCAAAAGACUUGGUUAAGAAGAUGCUUGUUAGAGAUCCUAGUAAACGGUUAUCAGCUUUUGACGUUCUUCGUCACCCCUGGAUUCAGGUUGAUGGAGCAGCCCCAGACAAGCCUCUUGAUUCUGCAGUUUUGAGUCGCAUGAAACAGUUUACUGCAAUGAACAAGCUCAAGAAAAUGGCUCUUAGAGUUAUUGCAGAGAAUCUCUCCGAAGAAGAAAUUGCUGGUUUGAAAGAAAUGUUUAAGAUGAUCGACACGGACAAUAGUGGUUACAUUACGUUUGAAGAACUCAAGAUUGGACUGAAAAAAUUUGGUGCCAACCUCAAUGAAUCUGAAAUUUACGAUCUAAUGCAAUCUGCGGAUGUUGAUAAUAGUGGUACAAUCGACUAUGGAGAAUUCAUAGCUGCAACAUUGCAUUUAAACAAAGUUGAUAGGGAAGAUCAUUUAGUCGCUGCUUUCUCAUAUUUUGAUAAAGAUGGAAGUGGAUACAUCACGCGAGAUGAGCUUCAAAAAGCUUGUGAAGAAUUCGGCCUAGGGGAGGUUGGCUUGGAGGAAAUGAUCCGAGAAGCCGAUCAGAAUAAUGAUGGACGAAUAGAUUACAACGAAUUUGUGGCCAUGAUGCAGAGAGGGAAUGCAGAAAUCGGUAAGAGGGGUCGAAAGGGUAGCCGUAGUUUAAGCAUUGCAUUUAGGGAGGCACUACCAGUAUGCUAAUGUAAAAAAAGUUUAUACCAUUGUAGUGAUUGAUUUUCUCUAAAAUUUUGUAAUGUAGCAUUCUUUCCUUGGUGUAUUAAAUUGAACAUAGUUUCUCGAGGAAAUGGCUCUGGUUACUUAAAAUGUUGAUAGGUAUUAUUUGAGAGAAUUUAU
Messenger RNA from Vicia villosa (hairy vetch), 2461 nucleotides. RefSeq names its product calcium-dependent protein kinase 26-like. The coding region runs from base 560 to 2308 and encodes 582 amino acids. Gene Ontology annotation, molecular function: calcium/calmodulin-dependent protein kinase activity; calmodulin binding; calcium-dependent protein serine/threonine kinase activity. The transcript has 8 exons. Gene Ontology annotation, cellular component: cytoplasm; nucleus. Gene Ontology annotation, biological process: protein autophosphorylation; intracellular signal transduction; peptidyl-serine phosphorylation. NCBI's taxonomy places the organism in Eukaryota, Viridiplantae, Streptophyta, Magnoliopsida, Fabales, Fabaceae. The record is from RefSeq and is a predicted model, not a curated record.